CUUCAGUCAGUGUCAACCGCCUGCAACUAUAGAAAGUAACAAAAAUAUUUUCAAAUGUACACACUCUGCUGCAUCUUGACAAUAAUACCUCAUAUCCUACCGGCAUUUUCAAAUACCACGAACAUCAGUACAUCUACGAGUACGGCGAAACCAAAGUCGGAGCAUCGCAUCGAAAACCAGAUUACUGUCGCCGCAAGGGACGUAGCAUACUAUCUGCGUGCUUACAAAUUCAACGAAUACGACAGGAGAUACGUCACAGAUCCAGGCAAAGGGAUAAGAGAGUAUUAUAAGAAGUUUCCCAAACCUCCAUUAAGAAGCUUGCACUGGGAAGUUGCUAGAUACUGUGAAGCGUCCUUCCACGAAUGCAUUGACUAUCUUGGGAAGAAGAACCAUUCAGUUCAAAUCAAUACAGUGGACGAAGAGUGUAAGAGGAUGAGGAAGGUCGAUGAUAUGGUGACAGAUCCUUUUGAAGGUCCAUUAGAGCGGUUCCAGUGGCGUACCACUGCCAGUUACUACAUGUGCAUGUACACGAUGCUACAAACAAAGGAGCUACGUCAACUACAUGACGAAACAUGCGACAACUACGCAAACUGUCUAGAAGGAUGUGAUAACAACGAUCCUAGAGCGGAUGACACCAAACCCUUUGCGUGUGCACUCUACAGUUUUUGCCCCGAUCCCUGCUGUUCCAACAAACACCUCAACAGUCCCGAAGAAUGUUGGAACAAUCCAGACAAUCCGUGUUCCAGGGAGAACGAACCAGGUCCUCACAGAAAAUGCUCCAUAGUCUUAGAUCGAAAUACAGAUUUCAGGUUCGUAGAUCCAAACUUGCUCAAUCUGUUCUACUUAGAGCUGAUAGUCAUUUAA
Acanthoscelides obtectus is the source of this 864-nucleotide messenger RNA. The record is from the annotation of a GenBank genome assembly. NCBI's taxonomy places the organism in Eukaryota, Metazoa, Arthropoda, Insecta, Coleoptera, Chrysomelidae.